Molecule: messenger RNA, 5327 nt
Organism: Caenorhabditis auriculariae
Lineage: Eukaryota; Metazoa; Nematoda; Chromadorea; Rhabditida; Rhabditidae
Source: the annotation of a GenBank genome assembly
AUGAGCCUUAAGGCAUCGCGUGGGAAUGCGCAUGUUUCUACGACGGGCAAGGAAAAUCCUCUAGAGUUUCAGGUGAAUUUUGAGUUUUCAUCACACUAUUUGUACAAAUAUUGUGAUUCAAGUGGUCCUUUUUGAGUUUCGGACUGUAUAGAGGAAAAAAGUUGUUCACUUCAGUUAAUUUUUUUUUUGAGCUCGCUUAAUAAAAAGUUUUUUUUUUCAGGAGUUGUGAAUUCAAAAUCAGUCCGUUAUGUGAUUUUUCAUCUAAAUUGUCUUUCCAGGUCGUUCCUGACGUCGGAUUGAAGAAUGAAAACAUUCAGUUUUUGCUCGGGAUGCCUUUAAAUCAGGUAAAUUUCGAAUAGCUUUUUGAUAUUUGAGAAUUGUUUACAGUUUUUGAAGCAUAAUAAUUUUUUGUAAAUAUUUCUGAAACCCUAUUUAAAAGACUUUUAUGAAAAGGUGUGAAUAAGAAAAAAAAUUUGACUUCCAAAGAGUAGAAUUGAGUCAUUGAUUUUUUUUUUUGAAUAGAUAGCGUUUACAGCUAGGUUUUUAAAUCAUGACAACCUUGAUAAACGAACCUAAUUCAGAUGCCGUGUUCAAAGUAAUUUCCGCGAAAUGCAAAAUGGUCUCUGACCCUCCAAAAUUUAGUUAUCUUUCUCUUUCUCUGACGGCUAUUUUGAAUUUCGCGGAAUUACUUUGAACACGGCAAGAGUUUCGAUAUUAAAUCUUUUCCAAAAGUAUACGAAGUUUGAUAUUACAUGUUUUCUGAAAGUCUGAAGAAUCUAGGCAAAGAGUUUACUUUUCAAAUGGAUGAGAUACUUGAUGAAGAAGCUAAUUUUAGGUCUCCGAUGUUAAAUUUUUUCAAAGAUGUUUAAAAAAUAUUUGUUCACUUGGAUGUUACAUGAUAAGAUUCCCGAGGAAAGAGCUGAUUCCAGGUUGUGACUCUGAUCCAGCAGAACGCACGGCUCCUGCAGAAGAUCCAGCUCACUUAUUCCAAAAAAGAGCCCUUCCGACGUGACGUCUGUAUCUACCUGAGUGCCGACGGCAUCAAACUGUUCUUUGAGGCCUCCAAUCAGCUUUUGCGGGUCCGUUUGAUUAAAAAAGGACGAAAUGCAGCUUUCCAGCUAAAAAAAAACUAGUAUUUAUUUAUUCACGCAAAAAGUUGGGGAAAGAUGUUUAAAGAUCCAUUGUGGGUUUCUGAAGGCUAGGGGGUAGUGACUUGAAAAUGUUCCCGAAAAGACGCCGGAAGAUCUUUCGAGCAACUAUUUUGCUUCUUUUUCGGGCUUUACUUGAGCUUUUGCUCUUCUUCUUUAGUUUUUCGUAGCCAAGACUUUAAAAAGUGUAAUUACCUGUAACUUUCUUUACGAUUUCUCAAAGUUGCUGGCAACUGUGAGUUGGAAAGAAUUUUUUAAUUGAAAAGAAGUUUUGAUCAAUUGUUUCGCGCUUUUUUUUCAUUUGGCUUGUGUCUUUUCUUGAGCUUUCUCGUAUAAUUGACUUCCAAGAGUCUGAAAGUCGUCAUUUUUUAUAUCGAUUUCUCAAGAAAGCUAAGUAUUAAGAGGUACAAAAAUGCGGAAAGAGCUUUUUUUGUUAACAUUUUUUUAAAUGUCCUCACUUACCCGUGUUGUUUUUUUGAUAUGAGUUGUUUCCAAAAGUCAAAAAUCUGAAGUUGUGAUUAGCACAACAGUUUAGGAAAUUUUACUAAUUCAAUAAUAAUAUUUGGUGUAUUGUUCAGUCAGAAAAGGUACGAGAAAACGCGUUCUUUAAUCACAACUUCCUUGUAUGGAGUUCGAUCUUUCUGCAGUCUUUUGGAGUUGAGGACGGUUAUUCGUAACACUGGUGAAACUUCAGUUUGCAGAAAAAAAAAACGCAGUUUGAAAGUUUCAGAAAGAUUAAGCUCCAUAUAAGAAAGUUGUGAGUUCUUUUUUUGACGGUACGGUAUUUAUAGUUCUAAUCGUUUUCCUAAAGCAUCAUUUUCGACUUUAUUUUGUUUUUUUUUUCAUCGUAAACUCAAUUUUCAGCUCAUCGAAGUGGACAAUCUGAGUCGGAUCGUCCUGAAAUAUGGGUAAGUUUUUAACGGUUUCUAGCUCUUCUGUCUAAAUAAUAACGAUAAAUUUGUUACAUGUUUCAUUUAUAUAAACCAUCCAUAACAUCUCGAACUCCGGAUGAUUGAAUGUCCAUGAUUUGCAGGAAAACCGUAUUCUCUGAGCCUGGGGCGGAAGCUUCGAUGGAGAAAGUCAACGAAUAUUUCGGCUCAACUCAUCCUGGAGGUCUCUUUGAAAAAGUUGUCUUUUAAAUAAACCUGUCUUUUUUAUUUUGGAGUUGAGUAAAUGGAAUUGUUCAUUCCAGCCUACGAUGAACGUCAGAAAAUGUACGUGCAGAGCUGGCCGGGGCUCUCAUUUUGUUUUCCGACCGAUUCCAGUGGAAAUAUUGAAGUCGCGGUGGGCUCUCAACUCUUUUUUCUUUUUUUCUUGCCUGGAAACGUUGAAAAUGAUUAUUUUCAGCCCGGUUUUGGCCCAAACCUGCGCUCUUUGAAGUAUGACGUCACCUCGCAGCCAAGACUCACCAAAAUGUCUAUUUACAAGGGCACAACCUUGAGCCGGCCCGAGUACGGAUGCGGAACUUUUUUUAAAACUGGAAAAAUUUUAAACGAAAUUUGGGAAAUUAAAUCAGAGAAGUGUUUUUAAAUUUGAACUUUUCUACAAAUCAAAUAAGAAGAAUUUCAAAAGCUACGAUUUGUUCUUUCCGCCUUUUUCAAGAGUACUAUUUUGUUAUUCUUUGUGAUAUGUUCUCUUAAGUACUCCAUUGUUUGAUUUCCACAUGAACUGUUCGACAUCUAGGCCCGUCGACGUUCCACUCGACUGCUACGGCGGUCAGAAUCGAACCCAACUCGUCGAAUGUCUCUGGAAGGACGACAAGAUCGUCGGCCUCAACAUUACGUUUGAAACGCAAAGUAAAUGCCAUUUUUUGUAGUAUUUUAUAUCGUUUUUGGUAGAUCUGAGAUGGUUUUCUUGAAUAUACAAAAAAUAGGGUCAGAAAAGGUGAAAAAUUAAUGUUUUGAAUUUUAUCUGUGGAGCACAUUCAUGACACCUUUUUGAGCGAUUUUAAAGCUUUUUUUGAAAACGAUUAUCGAGAAUUGCCCUUUUUCAAGCCGGCGCCAAAAUCGAUGGAAAGUUUGAAAUCACGUCGAUGACCCGUUCGCUUCGCUUUGGCGAUACCGUGGCGGUGAGUUUUUGGACUUUAUUCCGCUAUUUUCAUCAUUUUAGGCUGUCCAAGCGAUUCUCGGAGCUCCGUCGAAGGUUUUCUACAAAUCGGAAGAUAAAAUGAGGUAGCGUCUUGAAUUUCCUACUGAAAACGUCGGAUAUUGUUUUUUCAAAGAGGUGAACAGUGGCUAGAAGAUCGGCUGCUCUUUUUCAAAACAUCACACUUUUUUUGAUAAAAAUUUUUCGAGAAUUUCAAUGAAAAUAUUUUUUUGCAAAAAAACGCUAUUGAAUUUGAAAAAAAUUGAUAACUUUCUAAAGUGGAGAAACUUUGAGAAAUAUUUUUCCGGAAAAGGAAAAUUCUGAGCGGAAAAGUUUGAAAUAAAAAAAUGAGACUUUUUAAAAAAAUUUUUAUUAGGAGCUUCAAAAAGAUAAGUCUGAAUUUCAACUGUCCUUCCAUUUUCGAGUUUGAAAGCUCUUUUUAAAGGGAAGAUAUUAUGAUUACAAAAAAAAGAAGCUUUUUUUCUCAAAAAGGAAGGUCAUUUUGCUUAAGAUUGCUAAUUUCCUGAAAAUUGGGCAGAACAUUUCUGGAUUACCAGAAAAAAGUCCGGAAAGUCUAAGCCUGCACAACUUUCUAGUAUUUGGAAAAUAAAGCCUAAAGUCCAAAAAUGGCAUAUUUUUGAGAUUAAUUUUAUUUUUUGAGUUUGAGGUGUCUUUUCUCGAAAACUAGAAAGACGGCCAGGUUGAGACACACAGAAUGUUUUUCUGGUACAUCAACAAGUUUUUCGCUCAAGUUUCAGGAAAAUCGUGACCGCAACGAAAAAUGACUUUUCUUGUCAGAAAGUCCAGCGAUUCUUUUCGUAGUUUUUUUUUCCACAUUUCCUCUUUCCGAGUUUUUUUUAAAACUUACUAUUUGGAGAAUGAAUAUCUCAUUUCUGUUACAGUAUCCAUCGAGGCGCGAAAAAAGAGACCCUCCGACGGAUGCCGCACUUUUUCUUCAACUACUUCUCGAUGGGAUUGGUGCGUCUUUCUUUCCUACUUAUUAUUAUUUUUUUCCUUCUAAUCCUUGUAGGUUUUGUAAAUUCGCGAUCGUCUUGGCUUGGCUCUCUCUCUCUCUGUAUUUUAUUACGAUAAUUAAUUAGCGCAAAGGCGAAUCGAGCAGAUGUUUAGAGUGUCUCUGGGGAGUUGGAAUUAUUGCGCAUUCGCUAUCGUUUUUUCGACAUUCUGGAAUUUUUGAGAAGAAAAAUGGCUCUGAGAGGAAUGCUGGGUUACUGUAGCGACUGACUCUUCGAUUCGAAAACAUUUUUGAUUAGAAAAUAAUGAUUUCGGAAACAUCUUUCUCUGAAGAACUUGAAUCAUUUCACUUUCGGUUUUUGGAUGAAGCUCAAGAGUUUUAAUUUACUACGAGUCCUUAGAUCCAAUGCUUUUUUCAAAUUAGAGAAGGUUUUCGCUAACUAGGGAACUACUCGGACUCGGGGUACGCGUUUCGAGUUGAAACUUUGGUGGCUUAGAGACUCGGGUAAGAGUACUUGGAAACAAGAGAGAUUAUCUGCUAAACCCCAUAGGCUUCUGAGAAAAAGCUUUUUGAAAAUGAACAGUUUAGGCUUGGAAAUUAUCAAAUUUUUGCUUUCCUCCUUCUUUUGGCAGGAUAAAAAGUUUUUUUAGAGUUUAUCAUAACCGGAUCAUUCAAGACGAUUGUAUUAAAAUAUAAACUUGUUUUUCAAGUGUUCUCACUUAGGUCUAUAAACCACUAAAGUUUGAACCCGAGUCCGAGUAGUUCCCUAGUAAGAAAAUUUAAUUUCUCUACUCUAGAGCAUAAAUUGCUGAACUUUCGCUUGAGUUUUUUGGCUGAACUAAUUUGCGGGAUCGUACUGAAUCCCUUCCUUGAAGUUUCAUUCAAAACGAAAUGAAAUGCUACUUUUUAGAAGUCCAGAAAGUACAAUCUUUCACUUUAUUCGAACCUCUUCAUUCGAUCUCCCUUUGUCGGUCAUCGUCGAAAUGAAGAUUUGGCCUCUCCUCCUCAUAAUCGGCAAUUUUGCUGGAGCAACAGAUGCGCCUCCUUUAACGGCAUCCGCCGCCCGUUUUACAGCCCCCUCGACGUCUGUCGGAAUUUCGUCUUUGGAUUUCUUCUACUGA